CUGCUUCGUAAGUGAUUUCGCUGAAUAACAUUAUAGCAAUGCAUUUAGGCAACAAACUCGAUUCAUUGUACACAUGAACUUCCUAUACAGUGGCGGUGACUAAUUAAUUUGCACGUAAAAAUGAUUGAAAAUGGAAAUGAGACUUUGUCACGUUUAUAAUAUUAGUUGCUGUGUUCUUCUGAUAUUAUCUUAUAUCGAAGCUAAAUCGGUUUCGCUGAACGACAUCAUCGCGGCCGAAGAGCAAGCCAGCCAGCGUACUACACGCAGAUCAACACGGCUCUACACUUUAGCAGGUACUGCCAUACCAAUUAAAGGAAAGAAAACUUCACCACUGCAAUACCGACAAACUUUUCAAAUAGUAUCGCCUACAAAACCAAAGAAAUUUACAACCAUACAAAAAUUACGACAUAAGCGAAAAAAUUUGAACAAAAAAAGGGAAGCUAAACACAAUGACGGAAUUAUACAGAAAUACAUUCCCCUACUUAAAAAUAUUAAGUUGCUUGUUGAUAACAUUCUCAUUACAGAGUCGAGCGAAACCUACGAACCUAGAGGAAAUAAAUUUAAGGGUAAUCUCUUUACUGCCAACGAGAGAGACGUUGUUUGCACCUGCAAACGAAAAUCCAAUUCAGGGUCCACAUUACAUCCGCAGGAGGAGACAAUCGCUUCUGCCUCGGCUGUUGCCACUGAGAUCCAGGAAACGAUUAUCGCCUCUACCAUUGCUACCACCACGCAGACCUUUACUACUAUCGAUGAUAACGUCCGCCGUAUCGGACGGAAUAAGAACGUACCCGUACUACCUACAGGAAAUUCCACUAGCGUUUGGAGAAACGAUAAUGGAUUCGGUCAGAGAGGCAGCUCCCCAUUUCACGGGAGCUUUGAAGGAUAUAUCACCAGGAAUAACGGAAAUAAUGAACAUGAUACCGGAGAAGAGGCUGGGGCCUAUACAGAAAAUUAUGAAGAAUAUACCGACAGUUAUUCACGAAACGAUGCAGAACGCGAUAGAUCCAGUCAGCGAUUACGAGGACUCGGAAACGAGCCGCGAGAUACAGAACUCGAUAGAGGAACCAUCGAAGAAGAAUUCACGUUACCGAGAAGUGAAACCUUUGAAGACGUUACAAGAAACCUACCUGAACACGAAAGAAAAAUUGAAUACCAAAUUCGAAGAGACGAAACAGAAAGCUCACUAUCUGUACCAGAACUUGAUUCAAGAUUACGAGGAUUUAACUCCCAAGAAAAAGGCACGACAAUACGACACGCCGAAAUUAGUAAAGAAAGCGUCACAGAAAAUAGCGCCAGUGAUAAACGAUUCUCUGACAGAAAUGGCUCACUUACCUCAGAAAAUCAAGAAAUUCGUUCAGCAAAUGAAGCAAUAGCGCCAAGACGCGUUUUACCAAAUUCAACUUAUCCAGUGGGUAAAGUUGUUAUGAUUUUCGAUGGAUACAGUGUUGCAAAAGAUGUCAAUGGUGCUAACAGAUUGACUGAAAAAGCUAUCCAAAUCCAUACUUAGGUGUAUUAAUUAAAAACGAAUUCAUAGGUUAAUAAAAUUUUAUUACUUGUAAAAUAUAAGAAUAAACAAUU
Molecule: messenger RNA, 1578 nt
Organism: Maniola jurtina (meadow brown)
Lineage: Eukaryota; Metazoa; Arthropoda; Insecta; Lepidoptera; Nymphalidae
Exons: 3
Coding region: 131-1507 (458 amino acids)
Source: RefSeq, a predicted model, not a curated record